Larimichthys crocea (large yellow croaker) is the source of this 5506-nucleotide messenger RNA. RefSeq names its product coiled-coil domain containing 30 (gene ccdc30). The record is from RefSeq and is a predicted model, not a curated record. Lineage: Eukaryota; Metazoa; Chordata; Actinopteri; Sciaenidae. The transcript is spliced from 28 exons. Bases 362 to 4126 code for a protein of 1254 amino acids.
CCCGCGUCCUGUGAAUGGUACGGUCCGUUGCCUAGGUGCUAGUAGAAGCCAAUUCACUCCGCCACGCCUGUGCUCAGCACUUGGCUUACUUGUGUCGCCUUUACCCCUUUGAAAGCACUGUUGUGAAGCAUCUCAUGUUUUACAGGGAACUCAAAGACAAGAGACGUUUCCAUGGAUGAACUGCAACAACAAUGGGAGUGAUGAAGUUCGAGGACCUGCUGCUCUUUGCCUCAUCACUGCACUUUGACUUGUGCUCUGUUGGGUACCGUGUAGGCUAAAUUGUCGUUUUGGGAUCAGUACUUUUCACCAUCAAGGAAAAAAACGUCAUCAUUCACUGAUGUGGCUUCAUCAAACCUAAUGUAUGACCAUGGAUCAUGAAGAGGUGCACACAGAGCUGGACCAGCUUUCUAUGCGGCUUCAGGAGGAUGGCUUGCCUUCGGGGGCAAGUGUUGAGGAGCGGCAGCGCCACCUGUGGCAGCAGCUGCUCGACACUGAGGCAAAGCUUCGGUCGUCCACCCAGGAGCUGCAGAUCUUACGUACGCAGCAGGCCAAUGAGAUGAAGGAGGUGGAGAGCUACGUUGCACAUAUUCGAGGGCUGCUGGAAGAGCGUGAGUGUCUGACUGCAGACUACGAGAGAGACAAUGAACACUUGCGACAAGAGCUUCACCAGAUCAGACAACAACAAGAGAGUCAGAGCAAGGAGCUGGCAGAGCUGUUGGCUCAGGAGGACCUCGGGGAGAUGGGCUUGAGCAGCCCAAGUGAACAGGUGGCAUACUUGCUGGUGGAGAGGGCCACACUGCUGGAAAGGCUGGAGGCUGCUGAGAGGAGACUGGAAAGUCAGAGUCUCACUGACAGUCUGAGGGAAGUCCAGCACCAGGAGCAUAUUUGCCACACGAUGGGGGAGGAGCUUAAGCAGCAUAGGGAGGAGAUGCAGAAAACCAUAGAUAAUGUGACGAAGCAGUGUUCAUCCCAGAGUCCAUUGAAGAAGCUGUUUGGGCUGCGCAGGUCUGGUCAGAGCAAACACAAUAUUACCCCUGCCCACAGUGAGGAGGUUUCCCGGGAGCGAAAUGAACGCCAGAGGCUGGAGCGGGACCUGGAAGAGGCAUCUAGAAGAUUGGCAAUGGCUCAUCAGGAUAUCAGAAGACUUACCAAUGAGCUGGAUGCUGCCAAGAACAACAAUCUAGACCCAAGUGGAUCUCAGCUUGAGGGAACGGUCCAGGAGGUAGAAAACCUGAGGAAGGAAGUGGACAAACUGAAACACUGUGAUAUGAUGAAGCUGCAAAGAGCCAAAGAACAAAACGACAGGUUAGAUGCUGAGAACCGAGCUCUGAGGGAGAGAGUCCGCACUAUAGAGUCUGAGAAGAAAAAUCUCUCAGACCAGCUGGCAAUAAAUGAUGCAGACAAAGAUGUUGUAGCCAAAGAGGAUCAAAAAGACAAGAGCAUCAGCAGUGAACCACAAAACAAUCUGUCUGGAAACGAAAAGGAUUACAUUCACAAACGGUGUCGUGAGGCGAUGGAAGAUGGGCUUGUACAGGUUAGGGAACUGCAACGGCAACUCCAGAGGCUACGCAAGGACCAGGAAGAGCUGGAGGAGAGGAACGAGGAGCUGGAGGCACUGCUGGGGGAGGCUCAGAACGCCAGCAAGGAAGAGAGGCAUCGCCAUGAGGGAGAACUGGAGGGACUGCACAGGAGGAUCAAAAGCCUGGAAGCAGAGCUGAAGAAACAGGAUACACAAGAAAAGAUGUUAAAGAACGGAGAAGAUGUCAAACCCACUGAAUCCUACUUACAGCUGCACCUAAGAGACAGCAGCCAGGAGAGAUUGGCUCUGCUAGAGGCUCGUCUAACUGAGGAGAAAGACUGGAGGAAACAGCUGGAGGUAGACCUCAGUGCUGCACAGGCUGCCCUCAAAAAAGACAAGGAGGCUUUGCAGAUAGGUGAGCGAGAGCUGAAGAAGCUUAGACUUGAGGUCAACAGCCUGCAGACAGAAUGCCAACAAGGAAAAACACUCAUCAAGAGCCUCACCCAAGUCAAGGGGGAAAAAGCAGUUCUGGAGGAAAAGGUGGCCCAGAUGGAGCGUGCCCACAGUCGGCUCCAGACUGAGCUGGAGCGCUACAAAGACAGUAACCGGGACCAGGAGGACCUCAGGGAAAACAGGCUUCAGGUCGACCAGUUGCAGGAGCAGGCUGACAGACUAACUGCUGAACUCAGCAGCCUCCAGACAGCACACAAUGCCUUGAGAGCUGAGAUGGUUUCUGAGCGGCAGCAGACUGCCGAGCUGCAGGCCAAGCUGAGCUCCAGUGUCCAGGAGAAGCUGACAGCUGACGGGGAAAGAGAGAGACUGGAGCUUGAGAUACAGCGCCUCAAAGAGCAGCUCAAGUGGCAUCAAGAGCAGCUCGCCUCUACAAAGGAAGCACUUAUUAGCAGCCAGAAGCCCGAAUUACACACAGCUCAUGCAGAAUCUAGGCUUAGUCCAGUGGAGAGGAACAAAGAUGAGUGCUUGGAUCAGCUUUCGGUUCUGAAGGGGGAGCUGAAUCAUCUGCAGACCAAGCUUGGGGAGGAGCGGCAGCUGGCCUCUCAGCACCAACUGGCCCUGCAGGCCCAGGUCAAUGAAGCCCAGGCGCGCAUCAAGUCGCAAGACUUAGUGCUGAGCCAGAAGGCAGAGGAGGCUAAACAGAUGAAGCAGGACCUGCAGAGGGCCCAGAGCCUGUUCACCUCUGCCGAGAGAGAGCUACGCUACGAGAAGGAGAAGAACAUGGACCUGAAGAGACACAACACCCUGCUUGACCAGGAAAAACUCAAGCUUUGUGCAGAGCUGAAGCAGGUCCAGACCAAGCUAAUUCAGGUGGAGCAGAGUGUUCACGCUCAGGUGGCUGAGUGCGAACGUCAGCAGCAGAAAAUCAGGGAACUGGAGUUGGAUCUGGCACGCAACUCCACAAACCGCAGUGCCACCACCAGUCUGCAAGAGGACUUGCAGGCCGAGAGGGCGCGGCUCAUUGCUGCUGACAAAAAGGUGUUGGAGCUGCAGCAGCAGCUUAAGAAUGCCCAGCAUCAGCUGCGGGUGGAGGAAGCCCGGGCUGGCGAAAGCAGCCGCCUGGAGAGGGACAGCAGGGAUCUGUCUGACACCUUGUCAGCCUUGAGAGCCAAGCAACAGGAGGAGCACAUCACCAGGAAGCUGUUAGAGCAGCGUGAAGAGGAGCUGCAUCAGCAGGUACGCUCCCUGAGGUUGAAGGAGGCCACCCUGACCAGGACAAAUGCAGAGCUCAGCCACCGUGCCCAGCAGCUGGACACCCGUCUGGCUAUCCUGGAGGCUGAGCUUAGCAAGGCCAGAGAGGAGGCAAGAGACAGCCAGAAGUCAAACCAUAAGCUACAGGAGGAGCUGGUGUCCAGUCAGCAGGAGUGUGACAGACUGCAGGGGGAGCUGCAGCAAGUUCUCCUCCAACUAGACACACACGUCAGGAAGUACAACGAAAAGCAGAGUCAGCACAAGACCAAGCUGCGUCAAGCCAAGCAGGUCUUCCUCAAGGUGACCGCGCAGAGGGACCGCAUCAUCCAGAAACUGGAGAACGACCUGGUGCUGGCCUCCAGCCUCUCACACAAGGAGAAGGAGCGGAUCAAUACAGUGAUGGAGGAAAAUGAGAAACUUUUGGAGGAGAAGAGGGAGCUGCUGCGGAAGAUAAGUGAAGCAGAGGAGAUGGGCAGCAAUGGCAUGAGGACCGCCUCCACUGUCCAACACAGGGUUAACGUCUUAGAGGUGGAAAACCGACAACUUCAGGAUCGAACUCUGAAGCUCUCCAAUCAAGUCAGUUCCUUAGAGCGAGCCCUGAGGAACGUCCAGUCGUACUACAGCCUGGAGAACACAAAGAAAGUGCUCCCCUCCGAAAGUCUCUGUGAUGGCAUCCUGCAUACAUCUACACUAAGCCUGACAUCAGGAUCAUGUGACCCGCUUGACUUCCUGGACGCAAUCUGCCGUGUGAAGGUGGGCGAGCGCGUGGCGUUAGACAGCACCCGAGCGUCCGUCUCUACGCACCAACCAUCAGAGCAGGGCUACCUGAAUCUUACCUCUCCACUGGUUCCUCCAGACGCCAAAGGCACAGAGGAGAGCUCUAAAACCAGUGAGCAGGUAUGAGAGGUGGGAGGCUGUUUGCAACAGCAAACCACCAGCGAGGAAGAGUGUCAAAGUAUCGGGUAGCACUUACAGCAUCCGCCCACUUCCACCGGAGAAAAAGUCAGAAUAAAUGAGUGAAAGAAUAUGUAGAAUGCAAAUAAUCCAUGUUAAAAAAAAAAGUAAUAAUGAAAGAGAGCUUCCACUGCAGUUCUGCUCAGGGUGGUAUUUCUUUUGUUUGGCCUGAAAGUACUGUGAUCCAGGUUCAGAUUGAGGGUGAACAUUUGGGAGAUUUGUAAAAACCUGUGCAAGUGUCAAUCAAAUAUUUUAUAUGACAUAUUUUACAUGAAGCCAGAUAGAUUUGAUUUGGAAGCUAAACACAAUGCACUCUUGUCUGAUUCCACAGAUAUGCAGAUAUGUCUCAGAGGUUUGUUUGCAUCGGCACAACAAAUCAAAUGAGAAAGCCUGAAAGACUUGUGUUGGUUUCGAGGACAGAUUAUCAUUUUGCAAAGAUAUAAUGGUUCAAGAUAAGACGAAUGUCAAAAAGACAUUUCAUGAGAGAGAUUUGAGUGAGGGUAGUUUAAACUGAGCACUUUAUGAAAGAAGUUUUACUUGCGUUUACAUUUUUGGAAAUGUAGCAGUGGAGUAUAAUAGUAUAUUUUUAAUCUUGGCAGUGUUUUCAAUGAAAAAGGCGCCUGUGGUGUUGUAUCUUUAUGGUUUUACUGUGUCAAAAAAAAAAAUCUUAGAACACAUCAGCAUUUUUACAAGUUUACAAAAAUCACACUUUUUUCAUAUAUAACAAUGAUAAUACUGCGGACUUGCGUUAUGUCUAAAAAGAGACUGUGUGCUAAACAGAGUCUAAAUGUUUGGGUCCUUUCUGAGAUCUGUCAAACUCUUUGCUUGUCAGCUGUAGCCACUCCAGUAUUUACAAUGUACGGCUUUGCUUGUAGUUAAAAAAAAAACAGCCAAAAUGAAAAGCCACAGAAUUCCAGGAGCUUUUUCUUUUUCUAUUUUGAGCAUCCUGAGCUGUUUUUUUGUUUUUUUCCCUCACAUUGGUCAACCUCAGUGGUUUCCUCCAGGGAAACAAUCAGAAAGUACUUAUAUUCUCACACACAGAUGUGUGUAACAUAAAACACACAUGAACUAUUUCACACCACUACUAUUAUUUAGUGUCAAUAAUAGUUAUACACUGUAGAAACAAAUGUCUAUUUUGUCUUCAAUGUGCCUGAAAUGAUGAAGUGUUAACUUUAUCUUGCUGCUGCGUGAAAACGUCGAAUAAUAAAAGCCCUUUUGGCGACAGACAUGUAAACUGAGGUCUAAUGGACAAGAAACAUUUGUUGUAUCUGUGUACAUACAUUUUUAAGCAAACAUAUUUUCAUAAAUAAAAGUGAAUAAACAAACUUA